This is a messenger RNA of Verruconis gallopava, 2633 nucleotides long. RefSeq lists its product as uncharacterized. The transcript is spliced from 4 exons. The record is from RefSeq and is a predicted model, not a curated record. Bases 555 to 2078 code for a protein of 507 amino acids. NCBI's taxonomy places the organism in Eukaryota, Fungi, Ascomycota, Dothideomycetes, Venturiales, Sympoventuriaceae.
CCUACUCACUCGACAUUACCUGCCAGCGCGGCACUGUGCCUCGUAGCCCAAGCCCUCCACUGCUAACCGCAUCCUCACGCUACUUCGACUCGACCUCCUGAUCCUCGUCCUUCUGGUUGCUGACUCAAAGGAACGUCAGGCUUGGCCAGGGCAGGGUUCGGCUUCUCCAUUUUCCUGCCACGGCCGUUAAGCUGCGUGGCGUCUGCCCUACCGCUCCCUGCUCAAACUCUCGCGUGUCCUCCCUGCGUGUUCCCUUGGCGCGAAAUAAUAUCCGCAGCACCAUCUGUGCUGCUUCGGCGUCUGCGAGAGCGGCUGUUAAGACGACGGACGUUGUCUCAAGCAAGCACACCCACAUUCUCUCUCACACUCGCCGACGUCCACAGUCUCCUUCCCCCCGGGUCUGCACGCCUAACCCGGUUGUUGUUGCGUCCACCGGCCUCCCGUCGCUUGUUGUGACCACACCACCGUCAACGCUUGAACUUUGUCCGGUCACUGCUCUGGGCGUGGAUUGAUUUCGCAACUCCCAGGCCUCGGCUCCACGUCGGUCGUUAAUCAUGGCGUCGACGACGAUCCGCCCGAAGAACGUUCGCCGAAACAUUCUGAAGCCAACGGCGGCAGCGUUCUUGCUUGCUUACCUAUCGACCACGUUCCCCAAGAUUGGCUCCGUGUUGAUCUCACAUUUGCGUAAGCAUGGAGAUCUAGCCAGAGCACUCAACCAGGUGCGCAACGCACUCGCAUCAGGACUCGCCCUGAACCGAUUUCCUGCGUUCUGCACCGUUGUCGUGGGAGGUUCGACGGCGCUGCGCGAUCCGAUCAAUCAUGUAUUCCAAACGCUGGACACAAGGAUCCAUGGGCGGGAGAGCCUCGUUCGGACGCGCAACAAUCGCGUCGCCGCCAGAUUUGUGGCCGCAGUUCUGUCAGCCAUCGUAGGCUUCCGGCUGCUCAACAGUCCGUCGAACCCCAAAUUCGUCAGACCUACGAGGCGGAUCUCCGACGUCCUGAUCGAUGGCGAUGAGCCGCGGUCCAAGAGGCCAUCCAAGAUCCCUUCGGGCUUGCCUCCACUGCCUGCCCAGGCCGUCAGUUCGAAACCUUCGGCGGCGGCUCUUGGAGCUCCGCUCGCGGGCAAGACUAUGGACCUGACGCUCUUCGCCGUCGCACGCGCGGCCGACGUGCUCGCCCAGUGGUACUGGCAAACCAAGAAGACGAAAGGGAGAUUGGCUCGAUGGUGGGAUGGCAAAAGCUCACCCAUCCUGUUCGCCCUUUCAUCGGCGCUCAUCAUGAACGCUUUCUUCUACGCGCCGGCCCGUCUGCCCUACACGUACGUGCAAUGGAUCGGGCGGAUCGCCGAAUGUGAUGAACGUCUCAUCCACGCCUUGAGACAGGCGCGGUACGGAAACUUCGUGUACGGUAAAGAUACAGGCAUGGCACCUCUCCUUGGAUCCAUGGCAAAGGAAUACAAUCUGCCUGAGGAGUAUGGUGACCCGGCAAAGACGAUCCCCGUCCCUUGUGAACUCGUCCAUCAUGGUUGCGGACCGAGCUGUGAAAAGCACGCCCUUUGGCGCUUCUGGCGCUCGUGGAAGCUUGCACUCGGCGUCUAUGCUCCUCUGCAGGCACUUGUUGUCCUGAGGAGACUGCAGAGCCAAAAAGUGAGGCGACUCGAUGUGCUACGCAAGGCCAGCGUGGACACCGCGAGAAGCUCUGCAUUUCUGGGCGCCUUCGUCGCGCUGUUCUACUACGGUGUCUGUCUGACGCGGACCCGUCUGGUGCCUAAGCUCUUCAGUCGCAAGACGAUAACGCCGCAAAUGUAUGACAGCGGGCUCUGCGUCCUCGGGGGCUGUCUGCUGUGCGGCUGGAGCGUGCUGCUCGAACUUGCACACAGGCAGGCGGAACUGAUGCUCUUUGUGCUUCCUCGGGCCCUUGGCGUCUGGUUCCCGAGGAGGUACUUGCGCGAGCACCGCUGGCGCGAGGAAAUCGCGUUCGCUAUCAGCACAGCCAUCGUGCUCACCGCAGCCCAGGAACGGCCGGACCGUAUUCGAGGCGUCUUCGGUCGGCUCUUAAAGCAAGUCAUGCCUGCGUAACGAAGCAACCUGGCGGGCGGGCUAAUGGGGAGUGUGUUUUUUUUUUAUUCCCCCUUCCCUUCCUAAGAUCCCAACACACUCCAGUGACCCUUGUUGAUGGUACGGCUUUCCUGCUUCUUCUCCGUCACGCUGGAAUUUCCUCGAAGCAGACCCCAAGUGCUCAUACGCCGGCGAAGGCUGGCGGCUUCCGUAUUCAGCGUUGCACAUCUUCUACCUGCCACAUCUCUUACCCAAGAUGCUUCAACCUCGAAGAAAUCCCCCUUGGCGGACUUCUGUGAAAAGUUCCGUGGCGUCCAUGUACUAUUAGUUCGUGACCCAGCAUGCCGGGCUGUAUCCUUUGCCAUGGGCGGCUCGUUCAAACCCUGUAUCUCAUACAACGACUCUCUCUCUCUCUCUCUCUCUCUCUUCUUCUUCUUUCCCGCCCUUCGUUUUCAUUUAUGGUGGUGCGCAACUCGGGACUCUUCCUUUACUUUUCUCGAAAUCGGGCCGUCAGCUGCGGUGACACCAGGAGACGAGCACGUGAAGCAGACAAGAUAUUGUAAAUACGACAUGUAC